This is a messenger RNA of Purpureocillium lilacinum, 1236 nucleotides long. RefSeq lists its product as uncharacterized. Lineage: Eukaryota; Fungi; Ascomycota; Sordariomycetes; Hypocreales; Ophiocordycipitaceae. The record is from RefSeq and is a predicted model, not a curated record. Gene Ontology annotation, molecular function: catalytic activity.
AUGGCCACCGCUGCCGGACCGCCGCCUCUCACGGGCAUCAAGGUCCUCGAGUUUGCCGGCCUCGCUCCAGGGCCCUUCUGCGGCAUGCUCCUCGCCGACGCCGGCGCCUCCGUCCUGCGCAUCGACCGUGCACCCCGGGGCGGCCCCGGCGGCGGCUCCACGCCCGUCUCGCAGGACACGCUCACGCGGCACAAGGCCUCUCUGGCCGUGGACCUCAAGUCGCCGCGCGGGAUCCGGCUCGUGCGCUCGCUCGUCGCGCGCGGCGCCGACGUGCUCAUCGACCCGUUCCGCCCGGGCGUGCUGGAGCGCCUCGGCCUCGGGCCCGACGACCUGCUGCCGCUCAACCCGCGCCUCGUCUACGGCCGCCUGACCGGCUACCGCCGCGACGGCCGCUACCGCGACAUGGCCGGCCACGACAUCAACUACCUCGCCGUGUCGGGCGCCCUGGGCCUGCUCGGCCGCGACGGCGACACCCCGCACCCGCCCGUCAACCUGCUGGCCGACUUUGCCGGCGGCGGCGCCACCCUCUUCCAGGGCAUCCUCCUCGCGCUGCUGUCGCGCGCCUCCACGGGCCGCGGCCAGGUCGUCGAGGCCAACAUGGUCGACGGCGCGUCCUACCUGGCCACCUUUCCGCGCUUCAUGCUCAAGAGCCCGCUCGGCGGGAGGGGUCGCGGCCGCAACCUCCUCGACGGCGGGUGCCCGUACUACGACACCUACGCCACCAAGGACGGGCGCUACGUCUCCGUCGGCGCCCUCGAGCCGCAGUUCUUCGACGCCCUGCUGCGCGGGCUGGGUCUCGAGGGCCAGGGCUGGGAGUCGCGCCGCUACGACCCGGAUGAGUGGCCCGCCCUGCGCCGCGUCCUGACUGACGUCUUCGGCAGCAAGACGCGCACCGAGUGGGAGCGGGUCUUUGACGGCACAGACGCCUGCGUCGCCCCCGUCCUCGAGUACGCGGAGCUCGAGACGGAUCCCGCGCGUGAGGGCGACCAGCGGCCCGCCGUCACCCUGCGCGCCACGCCCUGCCUUGCCGUCAAGCAGCAGGGUGACGCGCCCGGCGACCCUGCCACCUACGGCCAGGGACGCGGCGUUCCAGGCGACGGCUACGAGGGCGCCGCUCUGGCGCCUGGGGAGGGCGCUGAGGAGGUGCUCGGGGGCUGGUUUGGGUGGACCAAGGGCAAAGAUUACGAUGUCACGGAUGGGGCAUAUGAGUUGGCCAGCUCAGACUCCAAGUUAUAA